Messenger RNA from Naegleria fowleri, 666 nucleotides. RefSeq lists its product as uncharacterized. The record is from RefSeq and is a predicted model, not a curated record. Lineage: Eukaryota; Heterolobosea; Eutetramitea; Acrasida; Naegleriidae. Gene Ontology annotation, biological process: tRNA threonylcarbamoyladenosine modification; telomere maintenance via recombination. Gene Ontology annotation, cellular component: cytosol; EKC/KEOPS complex; nucleus. The coding region runs from base 1 to 666 and encodes 221 amino acids. The transcript has a single exon.
AUGAUUUUUUCGAUUCCUUCUUCGUCAUCAUCAUCUAUUCAAGUGCAAGUCUUAUUGCUACAAAAUUGUUCCUUCAUCCAAAAACUCGUUCAUGCUCAAAAGCCAACCUGUGUCGCUGCAUGCAUCAAUCCUAAAAUGAUGCCGAGUCUUUUCGUGUUGCAAACCACGCUUCAUCAUGUCGUAUUAGCAAAGAAUGACUCCAAAGAAGUUGAAACAGAUUCAACCACCUCCUCCUCCGAAAGCAUCGCUACUGGUAGCGGCAAUAUCAACAACAGUAAUGUCCAAACGAGUUCCGUAGGAGGAUGGAAGACUCAGAAUAUUCAUACGGAACUGUUGUACAAAUUAAAUCCCAAGCGAAACAUUGGUCAAGCCUUCAAAAAUUUUGGAGCAAACGAUCAUUCCUCAGAGAAGGCAGUGUUAUGCGUGGCCUGUAAAGAAAAUGAAAAUCCAAACCUUGAAGACUAUUUAAUUUCGAAUUUUAUCACCAAUGAAGACGACAAGAAGAACUUGAAAAUAAUUUCAGAUUCAAAGGAGAUCGAUGAAUAUUUGAAGAGUCAUGUAGAUUCACAAGCCAUUUGUAAAUUAUUUAAUUUCACAAAAGAGGAGCUGUCGAAUAAUUUAGAGGAUAACAUGAUCAUGUAUUUAGCUGUCAGGGAUUUUAAUUAA